This is a messenger RNA of Dermochelys coriacea (leatherback sea turtle), 2606 nucleotides long. It is a transcript of the gene IFRD1, whose product is annotated as interferon related developmental regulator 1. The coding region runs from base 596 to 1897 and encodes 433 amino acids. Lineage: Eukaryota; Metazoa; Chordata; Testudines; Dermochelyidae. The transcript has 12 exons. The record is from RefSeq and is a predicted model, not a curated record. Gene Ontology annotation, cellular component: nucleus.
GGGGGGCAGCCGGGCCUCGGCCAGCGGAGCCGCCCUGUCUGGCUGCGCGGCCGGGCUCUCCGGGCGGGCGGCACCUGCUCGUCCCCGUCCCCGGCGCCGACUGAGCGAGCGGCCCCAUCUCCGCGGGGUUGGAAACCGCCACCUCACCCACCAGCCGACGCAUGCGCACAGCCUGCUGCUGAACUCGUGCGUCAGCCUCCUCUGCUCAGGGGCCGCGGGCGGCGAACUGCGUGUCCCGCGCGGCGCCGGCGGCAGGGCCCCGUGGCAGCCAGGCCGCCCCCUCGCAGAGCGCUGGCGGCCGCUGAGCAGAGACUGGCGUGCCCGAGGUCACCUCUGCGGAGCCAGCGAGCACCCCCAGGGCUGGAGUCACCGCUAAUGGCCUGGCCCAGCCUCGGCGCUGGCCAGCUGCCUCCGCCUGCAAGCCGGGGUCGCCGCCCUGUGGCUGGAGUGUUGCACGUGACUUGUCGCCCGGGCUGGGGACGCUCGAGAAAAUGCUCAGUGGGUUCCUGGGGCCCUUUAUGUGCAGAUCUGUCACCCUGAAUUAAGUGACGGUGCCCGAGAGUUCUUGUUGCUGGGCUUCAGUUUCACCCUGGGAAUGAAAGCUCAGGGUUCGGCCCCUCAAAAGCCCAGGGAGACUGGUGGUCAGCAUAGAAAUGUGCAGCCUUUCAGUGAUGAGGAUGCAUCAAUUGAGACUAUGAGCCACUGCAGUGGCUUUAGUGAUCCUGCUAGCUUGACUGAAGAAGGACCUGAAGUCGAUGAAGAAGCAACUCAAGAAGACUUCGAGUACAAGUUAAAGGGAUUCAUUGACCUUACCUUGGACAAGAGUGCAAAGACAAGACAAGCAGCUCUUGAAGGUCUUAAAAAUGCUCUGACUUCUAAAAUACUAUACGAAUUUAUCCUGGAAAGGAGAAUGACUUUAACUGAUAGCAUUGAACGCUGCAUAAAGAAAGGUAAGAGUGAUGAACAGUCUGCAGCAGCAAGGCUGGCAUGUCUUCUCUGUGUGCAGUUGGGGUCAGGAAUUGAAAGUGAAGAAAUCCUUAAAACCCUUGGACCAGUUCUCAAGAAGAUAAUCUGUGAUGGAACAGCUAGUAUCCAGGCUAGACAGGCUUGUGCAACCUGCUUGGGAGUUUGCUGUUUCAUAGUCACUGAUGAUAUUACUGAACUGUAUUCAACUAUGGAGUGUCUGGAAAACAUAUUCACAAAAUUCUAUCAGAGAGAGAGAGAUGCUAAUGGCAUCUCUAGCACCCACAACACAGUGCUUUACGUCAGUGCACUUUUAGCAUGGACUCUGUUGCUGACCAUCUGUCCAGUGAGCGAAGUGAAGAAAAAACUUGAAAUGCACUUACACAAACUUCCGAACUUGUUAUCUUGUGAUGAUGUCAACAUGAGAAUUGCUGCUGGAGAAACACUAGCUCUUCUGUUUGAACUGGCACGAGAAACAGAAGCUGAUUUCUUUUAUGAAGACAUGGAACUUCUAACACAGAAACUAAAGGACCUGGCUACAGAUGGAAACAAGCACCGUGCCAAAGUAGACAAAAGAAAGCAGCGAUCUGUCUUUAGAGAUGUCUUGCGAGCAGUAGAGGAGCGUGACUUUCCUACAGAGACUGUCAAAUUUGGACCUGAGCGCAUGUAUAUUGACUGCUGGGUUAAGAAACAAACAUAUGAUACCUUCAAGGAGCUUCUGGGAUCAGGGAUGCAAUAUCAUUUGCAGUCCAAUGAGUUUCUUCGGAAUGUGUUUGAACUUGGACCACCAGUAAUGCUUGAUGCUGCAACUCUUAAAACAAUGAAGAUAUCCCGUUUUGAAAGGCACUUGUACAACUCUGCAGCAUUCAAGGCUCGAACAAAGGCUAGAAGCAAAUGUCGUGACAAAAGAACAGAUGUGGGAGAAUUUUUCUAGAUCUUCCAUGUGGGUUCCAAUGUUGAAGACUCGUAAUUUCAUAAUUUUCUAUAAAUGUAAUUGUUGUAACCUUGAAAUUUGAGAUUUAAUUUAUAUAUCCACAUAGCUUACACUUCAUUGCACAGGGAUAAUAUCUAAUGUAUAGUAUCUGUAAAUGUUAUGCAUGUUAUAAUUGUUUUAGUUGUGUGUGUACUGUUGUAUAUAGGAUUGAUCUAAAAUUGGGUGGAAAUGUAACUUGUAGCACUUAUGCUGGAUCAAAAUCACUCAUGAAUUUGGUAAAUAUAGCAACAAUUCAGUUGUUAGAUGGCUCUGAAGGCUAUAUAUGUAUUAAACUGCCAAAAUUGUCUGACCCAGCUCAUCUUGGAUUGGCAUUAAUACAGUAAUGAAAUUACGUAGAACAAGUCUUCUUGAUAAGAAGAGCAGAGUACAAGAACAAACAUGCCUCUGGAACGGCUGCUAUUUCUUUGUUCAAUUAUACCCUGUAAUUUUAACUUUUUUUUUAAACUGGCUGAUGAGCUGACAAAUGGCAGAAGAUAUAACCUUACUGUAUUAUACCAGUGCCAUGAAGUCCUGCUGUUGGCACUUAAAAUGAAGUAGUAAAUAGUACAAAUAUACUUGACUACAUUUAACUUAAAAGUGGUGACACAUUUUACAUAUUUACUUGUAUAAGACUGUUCCAUCUUUGGAAUAAAAAAUCUUUCUCACUGAA